Molecule: messenger RNA, 1053 nt
Organism: Piliocolobus tephrosceles (Ugandan red Colobus)
Lineage: Eukaryota; Metazoa; Chordata; Mammalia; Primates; Cercopithecidae
Exons: 4
Coding region: 1-867 (288 amino acids)
Source: RefSeq, a predicted model, not a curated record
AUGUAUACACCUGCCAGAGGCUCUAAGUGCCUAAGAAGUGGUCCCUCAGCCCCUCAGUGCCCUCCCGGAGCCCUUUACCUGAAAGGGACCCUGAGAGAACGGACGACAGGAGCCGAGUCGAAAGCAGUGUCCGCGCCGGAGGUCAGCGCCGAAGGCGGGCCCCGGCGUCUAGGGACCACAGAGCGGCGACGCGGCCAGCCGCGCACGGGCCAUUCCGCCGCCGCGAACGCAGAAAGCCUCGAUCGCGCUCCGAGUCCAGCCAGCUCGCCUGUCACCUCGAUCUCUGCUUUAAGUGGCUUCCGGUCGCCUCCUCCCGACGGCCGGUCGCGGAGGCGGAGCCUAGGAGGCCGGAGCGCGGUGGGGUGGGGUGAGGAGGCCGGGCGCUCAGUGGGUGCCGAGAAGAAGACCCGCCCCCUGCGCGCGCGUGCGCGUUCGUUCCAGGGGAGGUGCGCGGGUUGUGUGCCGUGGACUUGUAUUCCCGCGAGGGGGCGUGUCCUUUCUCGCGCCGGCGGUGUCCCCGCGGGUCCGCGUCUCCACGCGGCUGUGAGAAAGGAAGGCGUGUGCCGCGUGGGACGGGUUCCACCUGCCUGCGGACAGAUGACGCCUCCAGCCCCUGAUGUCGACGCACCCUGUGAGGAAGCAAACGGUUGCCUCCGCCACUGCCACCAGACGAGGUCGCCUGCCCCGCGCGGGACAAGCCGGACGGGCCGCGCACCUGCGGCGGCCGACUGUUUCGUGGGCCUUGUACGCCACCUUGCAGAAGGGGAACCUAGCUCUCAGAAUAAUAACAGGAUGGAGAUGGAGUUUCAUGACAAAAAGGAAGGUGAAUAUGAUGUGGAAAAUAUAAAGAUGGAAACAACAAACUAAGGAUGCUGGGGCAGAAAGAUAGAAGGAAACUGGGUCACUCAUAACAUCUUGAAACUGCUGUAGCCAUCCUAGACUGGCUGCCUCUAGACUUAAUAUGUUUAAAAAGUAAAUCCCAAUUUUAUUAAACUGUUACCUGUUCUGUAUAGAUGAACACAUUCUUAGCUAAUAAACUAUCAUGUCUCCUAA